UAUUAUAACGUUAAAGAUAAUAUACAUUACCCCGGUAUACAAAUUUUCUGCCGUGUUGUGAGAGACAUCUGCGUGGAAAAGAAAUCUUUCUGUGUAUCACUGAUAUCAUUUGAUACGGCAAAAGGUUUCAAGUACCGGAACGAAAACGACAGAUCCGAGUUUAGCCGAUGUCUAAGGCUAUUUAAAGGUCAAAACAUCAGGAAGAAUAGGAUAGAAGUGAUAUAGAAAUGUCAUAUGAAACAAAAUAUAUAUUUGCUACAUUGCCCAAGACACAAAGAGGGCAACCUCUUGUAUUAGGUGGAGAUCCAAAAGGAAAAAAUUUCUUAUAUACCAAUGGUAAUAGUGUCAUCAUUAGAAAUAUUGAUAAUCCAGCAAUUGCUGAUAUUUAUACAGAACAUUCUUGCCCUGUAAACCUUGCCAAAUAUUCUCCAAGUGGUUUUUAUAUAGCAUCAGGCGAUCAGUCUGGGAAAGUACGUAUUUGGGAUACUGUGAAUAAAGAACAUAUUUUAAAAAAUGAAUUUCAUCCAAUUGGUGGACCAAUCAAAGAUAUUGCUUGGUCACCCGACAGUCAACGCAUGAUUGUUGUUGGUGAAGGAAGAGAGAGAUUUGGACAUGUAUUUAUGGCAGAAACUGGUACAUCCGUGGGUGAAAUAUCUGGUCAAAGUAAGUCAAUCAACUCGUGUGACUUCAGACCGACAAGACCAUUUAGAUUGAUUACUGGUAGUGAAGAUAAUACUAUUGCUGUUUUUGAGGGUCCACCAUUUAAGUUUAAAAUGACGAAACAGGAACACACUCGUUUCGUACAAGCCGUACGUUAUUCGCCAAGUGGAAAUUUAUUUGCAUCUGCAGGCUUUGAUGGGAAAGUAUUUAUAUACGAUGGAACAACAUCUGAUCUUGUCGGUGAAGUUGGCUCUCCUUCACAUCAAGGUGGUGUUUACGGGGUCAGCUGGAAACCAGAUGGCACUCAAUUAUUAACAGCAUCAGGAGAUAAAACGUGUAGAUUAUGGGAUGUAGAAACUCGAUCUUUAAUUAGUGAAUUCAAUAUGGGAACUACGGUCGAUGAUCAACAAGUUAGUUGUUUGUGGCAAGGUGUACACUUAUUAUCUGUUUCUCUCAGUGGAUUUAUCAAUUAUUUGGAUGUUAAUAAUCCUUCAAAACCUAUAAGAAUAAUAAAGGGUCAUAAUAAGCCAAUUACUGUUCUAACACUGAGCCCUGACAGAUCAACAAUUUACACAGGAUCUCACGAUGGUUAUAUAACUAGUUGGAAUGCAGAAACAGGCGAAAAUGAUCGUGUACGAGGAAACGGUCAUGGAAAUCAAAUUAAUGGAAUGAAAGCUGCCAACAAUAUUUUAUACACUGCUGGCAUUGAUGAUACUUUAAGAUCUGUAGACAUAGAAACGUGUGCGUAUUCAGAUAAUUCUAUCAAAUUAGAUUCUCAACCACGAGGCUUAGAUAUUUUUGAGGAUAAGGUUAUCGUCGCUUCUGUACGACAGGUAAUAGUUACACAAGAUGGUCGAAAAGUUUCAAGUACACCGACCGAAUAUGAACCGUCAUGUGUGUCAAUUAAUCAAGAUAACGCGGACGUAGCUAUAGGAUCGGCAUCAGACAAUAAAGUUUAUAUUUAUGGAUUAGUAGGAACAACAUUAACUCAAAAGACUGAAGUAGUACAUUUAGGUCCGGUUACUGAUGUUGCAUACAGUCCUGACAAUAAAUAUUUAGUAGCCUGUGACGCAAAUCGAAAAGUUGUCCUUUAUGCUGUUCCAGAGUAUAAGCCUGCUCACAAUAGAGAAUGGGGUUUCCAUAAUGCAAGAGUAAAUUGUGUUGCAUGGUCACGUGAUUCGGAAAUGGUUGCUAGUGGAAGUUUAGACACUACAAUUAUUAUUUGGAGCGUAUCCAAUCCAGCCAAGCAUACGAUUAUAAAAAAUGCUCAUCCGCAAAGUCAAAUUACACGUUUAGUUUGGUUGGAUGAAGAAACUUUGAUAUCAGUUGGUCAGGACUGUAAUACUAAAAUAUGGCGUAUAGAAAAAAUUUAAAUAUCUUUUUAAAGUAUUAUACAAGUUUUUUGAAAAAGCUGAGCUUUGGAUGUAUUUUAUUUAUUUAAUUAGUAGCUUGAACAUAAUGUAUAUUAUUUUUAAAUACGAUUCUUGAUAUACAACACGGGAAAUGAGUA
Messenger RNA from Vespa crabro (European hornet), 2170 nucleotides. RefSeq names its product actin-interacting protein 1 (gene flr). The transcript has 14 exons. The record is from RefSeq and is a predicted model, not a curated record. Bases 228 to 2033 code for a protein of 601 amino acids. Gene Ontology annotation, cellular component: cortical actin cytoskeleton. Gene Ontology annotation, biological process: actin filament depolymerization; sarcomere organization; positive regulation of actin filament depolymerization. Gene Ontology annotation, molecular function: actin filament binding. NCBI's taxonomy places the organism in Eukaryota, Metazoa, Arthropoda, Insecta, Hymenoptera, Vespidae.